CGGAUUUGUGAGAUGUAACGCCGAUCUGCCUUAAGCGUUCCAACAGACCGCCAAUACCUAGCCAAUCGGGUAGCAAUACGUCUCAGCAAUGCCUCGGCGCUUAGCUGGUAUGCGGCUGUCACCUCCUCAUAUGCUCUCUACCUGCGAUUUUGCUGCCUGAAUCUCUUAUUAUCGUAUUGUCUACUAAAUGACGACGGACACCAUCGAUUUGGAUCGGGCCAUAUUAAGGGCUCUACCACCGGGAUGCCAGAUAUUGUCGGUCAGUCGGCAUGGCAAGACGCACUGGUCAACUGGGCUUAAAGUGGCUGUUAAAAUAAACGACAAAAAGCAAGAAUACUUCGUGAAGGUCGUCGAAGAGGAACGAUUCGUUGGUAUGUCCGAAGCAGAAUAUGAGGGACAAAAGGCUCUAGCGACUUAUAUUCCCGAUAAUGUUAUAACUCCGAUUGCUUGGGUGUUUCUUGAAGACGAUGUUUCCAAAUCCUUUUUCGUUACCCGAUUCCGCCACCUAGAAGCCUGCUCUCUUUCUAUCCCGCAAUUUCUGUCGGUCAUCGAGAAACUGCACCGAUCGUCCGUGUCACCUACUGGAAAGUUCGGCUUUCAUGUUACAACAUACUAUGGCCCUCCGCCGAUGAUCAACGAUUGGACUGAUAACUGGGAGGAAUACUUCAUACGACAAUUUUGGGCUAAUUUGGAAUACGCGCAGCGGGAACGGGGCGAAGAUCCCGAACUGCAGAGCCUGGCCGAGGAUUUCAUCGAAAAGGUGAUUCCAAGGCUACUAAGACCAUUGCAGACCGGCGGUAGAAGUAUCAAGCCGGCGUUAUGUCAUGGCGACCUUUGGGAUGGUAAUAUCCAGAUCGACGUCGAGACGAAGCAGCCGAUCAUGUUCGAUUCGUGCUGCUUUUAUGGACAUAAUGAAAUGGACCUCCAAUGUAUGGGCGAUCCUCGUUAUGCUCUGGGAAUGGAUUUCAUAGACUUGUAUAAAAAUGAAGUUGGACCUUCGGAGCCCCAACAGGACUUUUAUGAUCGUCACGACUUAUAUGCGAUACGCAAUAACAUAUGCGUGGCGGGAAUGUGGCCGCAGUGGGCACCAUUGCUAACAACGGCCAAAGACGAGAUGAGACGCCUUUUAUCUAAACAUCCUAUGGGUUUGGAUGGGUUUGAAGGUGAUCUGAGUACCUAGAAAGCUCCCUAGUUAGGGACCUAGUGGAUAGACAUACGAGAUGCUUGAUGCGGGCAUGGUGGCUUGCAUGAUGCUGUGUGAGCUUUCGUGUCCACCCGAGUGGAAUGAAGUGGGAUUGAUCUUGGAAAGCUCAAGUAUAUUACAAGACGAACUUGGAUUAUUUAUUUUAAGAUAUAUAAUAUUGGAUGGGUUUAUAUCAGGAAUAGUAUACUGUUGAGAUUGUUGUUUACUGUUAGAAUCCAGGGGUUGUUAGAAUGAAGGAAUUGCCUCGGUCCCGUUAUUUAGGAGCUUGCUUUUAGCGGAUUCUUUAGCCGUCUUUAGCGGGUCGUCGUAAUUAGUUGGCUGUGGCUGAGUCUGCAAUGUGCGUAGGUGGGUUCUGAUUCAAUACGAAUAGAGCACUAAUAGUUCAAAGCCUGGCGUUCGUUGUAGGGGUCCUAGUCGCCGUUGGGUUUGUUUGUUAAUCCACUGCGGGAUUGCGUAGGUACAUAUGUAGGUACCUAACUGCAGGUGGGUAUCUAGGAUAUCUAGGGCAGGUACGCUAGAACAAUGAAGAGUCAGGCGUGAUGGUUGAUCGUUAUGUAACCUGCACUACGGCGGUAUGUACGAGUAAACCC
Messenger RNA from Hypoxylon trugodes, 1794 nucleotides. RefSeq names its product Fructosamine kinase-domain-containing protein. The record is from RefSeq and is a predicted model, not a curated record. Lineage: Eukaryota; Fungi; Ascomycota; Sordariomycetes; Xylariales; Hypoxylaceae. Bases 188 to 1180 code for a protein of 330 amino acids. The transcript is spliced from 7 exons.